Molecule: messenger RNA, 1355 nt
Organism: Dermatophagoides pteronyssinus (European house dust mite)
Lineage: Eukaryota; Metazoa; Arthropoda; Arachnida; Sarcoptiformes; Pyroglyphidae
Product: putative ubiquitin carboxyl-terminal hydrolase MINDY-4
Biological process (GO): protein K48-linked deubiquitination
Molecular function (GO): K48-linked deubiquitinase activity; cysteine-type deubiquitinase activity
Source: RefSeq, a predicted model, not a curated record
CAAAAAUACCGAUAAAAUUAUGAAUGAAAAUUUAUUUGUUCGAACUAAAAAAACAUUCAUUAAGAAUAAUGUUGAUGAUGACAGGGAUGAUAAUCAAUUUGAAUUGCAAUGUUCAAACAAUAGAAUCACCGAUCUUGAAAUCACCGAUAUCAUCAAUAAUGAUGAUGCUGAAAUGUUAGAUGACAUUCAAUCCAACAACAACAACAACAGAUCAAUCAAUCAAUCAAUUGAUCGAAUGAAAUUUGAAACUAAACCAAUUGAUCAUGAUACUGCUGUGAAUUUGAAACGGAUACUAAUCGGUAAUGCAACAAUGCCAAUUGGUCCUGAAUGGCUUCAUCAAUAUUUUGAAUUUGAUUCAAUAAAUCCACAACUUUGGUAUGGUUUGAUUCAACAUAAGGGUGGACCUUGUGGUGUUCUUGCAUCGAUUCAAGCGUUUCUUUUUGCUGAAUUUUUCCAUUGGAAUCAUGUUGAAAAUAUUGAAAAUCUAGAUAAUUAUAGAAAAGAAUGUUUGAGCAAAGCGAUUGGCAAUAUUCUUUGGCAAAUCAAACGUAAAGAUCAAUCAGUCAUCGUUGCAAUCGAAAAUCAACAACCAGUUCUUGAUGAAACAAAAGAAUUACGUUUUGAUAAUAUUACCGAACGUUUACGUAUUGGACAAUUUGAAACGAAGAAAAAAUUAUUCGAUUUUCUAUUUCAACUAUUUCAACAUUCGAAUUUUCAAAUUGGAUGCGUUUCAUUUGUUUAUUCUUGUAUAUUGACUCGAGGUAUUGAUGAAAUUCAAAAUGAUUAUGAUCAAGAUUCAAUACAAGCAUUAUUAACACCCGAAACAUUACUUUGUAGUCAAGAAUUAGUAAAUCUUUGUCUAAUCGGUCGAGCAAUAUCGAAUGUUUUCGAUAAUGAUCUUAAUUGUAGUAAUGAAUUAAUACUUCAAGGUGUAAAAAAACAAUCUACAAUUGGAUUUUUAACAUUUUAUGAAUAUGAUGGUGGUGCUAAGGUUGGUUCAUGUUAUAAAUCACCAAAACUACCAAUUUUUGUCAUACUUAGUGAAGGUCAUUUUACUGUUUUGUUUGCCAAAGAUAAAAUCAAUAAUAAUAAUCAACAAAAAAUUGAAAUCUAUUAUUAUGAUGGCCUGAUGAAUCAAGAAAAUGAAAUACAUUUAACAAUUGACACACAACCAAUCGCUGACGAAAACAACGAUGAUCAUCACAAUCGAUCUCCAUUAGAAUGUGUCAUACAAACUAAAUGGCCUGGUUGUCGAAUAAAUUGGAAUGAUUCGAAUCGUUUGUUUUAGAAAUCAGAGAAAACAAAUGAAAAAAAAUGGUAGUCAUUUUAUUCAAAAUAUUAAAAUUGUACAAGUA